This is a messenger RNA of Strongyloides ratti, 1839 nucleotides long. Its product is annotated as Major facilitator superfamily and Major facilitator superfamily domain, general substrate transporter and Major facilitator superfamily domain-containing protein. The coding region runs from base 1 to 1839 and encodes 612 amino acids. Lineage: Eukaryota; Metazoa; Nematoda; Chromadorea; Rhabditida; Strongyloididae. Gene Ontology annotation, molecular function: monocarboxylic acid transmembrane transporter activity. The transcript is spliced from 2 exons. Gene Ontology annotation, biological process: monocarboxylic acid transport; transmembrane transport. The record is from RefSeq and is a predicted model, not a curated record.
AUGAAAACUGAUCGAGAAAAUAAAAAAAAAAAUUUAAAAGAUAAUCAACUGAUAGAGGAAGAAUUGGAAAAUGAAGGAAUUCUUAAACCACCAGAUGGAGGAUAUGGAUGGGUUGUUGUAUUAGGAGCUUUUUUCGCAAAUAUUAUUGUUGAUGGUGUUGGUUUUACAAUUGGUGAUCUAUUAAUUCCAAAAUGGUUAGAAGAAUUUGAAACCAGUCAAAGUUCUGCAGCUCUUGUUACCUCAAUACUUCAAGGAACAUAUUUACUUAUUGGUCCUGUUGCAUCAGCAUUAGCAAAUAAUUUGGGAUGUCAUGUUGUUGUUGUAAUAGGUGCAUUAUUAGCAAGUGCUGGAUUUUUAUUAUCAGCAUUAGUACCAUCACUUCCUAUAUUAUAUAUUACAUUUGGUUUAAUUAGUGGUUCAGGAUUUGGUUUUAUGUUUUUAACAGCUAUUGUCAUUGUUUCUACAUAUUUUGACAAUAAUAGAGCACUUGCAACUGGUAUAACUGUUUGUGGUUCAGGUAUUGGAACAAUGUUUUUUGGUUACAUUAAUCCUAUAUUAUUAAAUUUAUGUAAUAAUAAUUGGAGAAUAUAUCUUGGUGUUGCAUCUUGUUUUACAUUUUCUGUUUCAAUUUGUGGUUUUAUUUAUAAACCACUUAAACCAACAGAGGCACAAGUUAAUAAAGUUGCAAAAAUUGCUACAGAAUAUUUAGAUAUUAAAGAUACUGAUGAAAGUAAUAUAAAUAAUUUGACAACUAAAAGUAAAUCAAGCUAUGUUACUGAAGGUGUAGAAUUUGAAAGAUUUUCACAAAAAUCAAGAAGUUUUACAAAUAGUUUUAAUUCUUCACGUCCAUUUUUAUCAACAUUAGAAUUACAUGUAUCAAAAAAACAAAAUCAAGGAUCAUGGUCACAACAUGAUAUUGCUGCAUCUGCAACAAGAGAUAGUGUAAUUGAACUUAAUAGACCAUUAUCUAAAGUAGAUAUUUUUCUUCCAACAUCAAUGGAAAAUAUACGACAAAGAUCUUCUAGUCUUCAUGGAAGUAUUAAAAAAAAACAUAUAAGUAAAAGUACAAGUAAUUUAGAAGAAAAACCUGUUUUAAUGUUAAGUACAUUAGCAUUAUCAAAUGGUGAAGAAUAUGAUGAAUCUGGUAAUAUUUCAUGGAAAAAAAAUGUUUCAGUAGCUGUUAAAAAAAUACUUGAUCCAUCACUUUUAAAAUUAUUUAGUUUUAUUAUAUUUGCUCUAUCAGGAUUUUUUACAUUUUUCUGUUUUUUUGUACCAUAUAUAUAUUUAGGAAGGCAAGCAUUAAGUAAAGGUGUUCCUGAAUCACAAAAAAAUAAUUUACUUAUUUAUCUUGGUUUAGUUAAUACAAUUGCUCGUGUAUUAUGUGGUUAUAUUGCAGAUAAACCAUCUGUUGAUGCUCUUCAAAUAUCAAAUAUUUCAAUAAUUAUUGGUGGUAUAGCAACAUGUUUUGUACCAUUUUUAAGUGAAUAUUGGAUGUUUGUUAUCUAUACAAUACCUUUUGCUCUUGGUGUUGCAUGUUUCUCAGCAUUACGUUCAGUUAUUUGUGUAGAAUUAUAUGGUAUUGAAAAAUUAACAAAUGCAUUUGGAAUACUUUUAUUAUUUAUGGGAUUCGCAGCAGUAUCAGGUGCACCAUUUGCUGGUUUUAUAGCAGAUAUAACGGGAAAUAUGGAUUAUUCAUGGUAUAUUAUGGGUUCCAUUAUGAUUCUUUCAGGAAUGAUAACAAUACCAAUUAGAAAAAUUGUUGAAUGGGAAAAUAAAAAAAAUAAUAAUAUUGAACAUGAUGGAGUAUCUGAAUUAGAGGCAUUAAAAGAAAAUCAUUAA